Daldinia loculata is the source of this 1538-nucleotide messenger RNA. Its product is annotated as phosphoglycerate mutase-like protein. The transcript has 3 exons. Gene Ontology annotation, cellular component: cytoplasm. Bases 645 to 1430 code for a protein of 261 amino acids. The record is from RefSeq and is a predicted model, not a curated record. Gene Ontology annotation, molecular function: phosphatase activity. Lineage: Eukaryota; Fungi; Ascomycota; Sordariomycetes; Xylariales; Hypoxylaceae.
GCGAGAUAAGUCGUUGCACGAGAUCCCCGGAGGCCUUCAACUGUACUAUGUAAUUACUGAGUAGUAUCCCACAUGACCUACAUACAUACACGAACACACCUCAAUAUCUAAAAUCCUCAACGUUUCGAAUUGUUGCAAUGCAGAACCAGGUUAUUGGGUUGCAGAUCCUCGGAUAGCUGCAGCAUUUGAAAGCUCCUUUACUCCUGGCCGAUUAGAAUAGAUGGUUCCCCUUUUUGAAAGGUACGUCAUGGCUUAAGCUGGGCGAAUUCGCAAUAUGAGUUCAAAUUGCAAGUUCAUAAUGAGUCAAUCAAAUAAAUGUCUUGGGAGGUCCACUGCGAAGAACGGUAUUGCAUUAUCCAAAAGCUACCUAAAUACUUACCUAACUGUCAAUAAUUCAAUCCAAUCAGAGUUUGCACAAUGACUCGUGGCUCUAGCAUCACCGCAAUCGGGUCCCGAACAGUCAUUAGUGGUCUAAAUAAGGUCCGAGACAAACGACAUCUGUCAAAGAAACUAUCCUGGACCCCGAUGAGUAUCUAAAGAAUAGAAAGAAUAGAACUUACCUAUAUUGUCUCAACUCUUCGUCAGGAGCCAAGUUUCUUGAAGUCCCUAACUAGAUUAAUUAUAUCAUCAGAACUACUGUAGUAAUGGCUCCUAUCAUUCAUCUCGUCCGCCAUGCUCAAGGUUAUCACAACCUAAGCGAAGCAAAUCAGCAAAUACGCGAUCCAGACUUAACGCCUCUAGGCGAGUCUCAGUGCGAUGAGCUCUGCAAGAGAUUCGAUGCUCACGAUAAAAUUACGCAUCUCGUCGCUUCCCCUAUACGACGGACGAUACUUACUUGUCUGCGCUCUUUUACGCCAGCGGUUAAAGCCGGGAAGAAAGUAAUCGCUCUCCCGGAUGCUCAAGAAAUCUCAACGUUACCUUGCGAUAUUGGUUCAGAUCCCAGCAAGCUGAAAGAAGAAUUUGGCGAACUUGUGGAUUUCCAUCUGCUUCACGAGGGCUGGAACGAUAAGUCCAGCGAAAGCAAAUAUCAUCCCACCCCUGCCAAUCUCGAGGCGAGGUCACGGGCCGCUAGGGUGUGGCUUAGGGACUUGGUGAACAAAGCCGGAGAUGACGCGCAGGUUGUCCUUGUCACCCAUGGCGGUAUUCUCCACUUCCUUACCGAGGACUUUGAUGGAGUGAAGUUAGAGAGAGGUACUGGUUGGGACAACACCGAGAUACGUUCAUACGAAUUCAAGGAUCCAACCGGCCAAGAUCCCGAGGCAACACUGAAGGAGACCCAGCCAAGCUGGCGUCGUCGGCGUGGCAGCGCAAUCCCUCUCACUGAGACUGAGCAGAUGCAGAUACGCCAAGCUUUCCAGACUGCUCUUAAGGAAGAGACCAAGAAGCAAGAGAGUCGUUCGGCUCAGGCAUCUGAGGCCGUUGUCGAUUAAGAGGUAAUCAACGCGGAGGGCUGGUUAGACCUAAGACCUUGCCUAAUAGAAGUCCAUAAAUAGAGUAGAGCACUUCGAUAAAUAGACAAUACAAGACUAUAUACCGCC